GCUACUCGCUGCUAUUUUUUUGCGUAACACAUUUUAACUAAAAUUUUCUGUAACAAGCAGUGAUUAGUGUGACAAAAUAUGUCGCUCGUGAAGAUAAAAGACGCUCCCACCGUUUGGAAGUACCUUAACGGAGUGGUAAAUGUGUACAAGCCGGCGGGCCUCACAGUGCAGCAAGUUCGCCACACAAUCAUCGGGAAUCUUUGCCGGGAUCUCAACCAACUGAAGGUCCGGCCUCCGCUGGAGCGAGUCACCAUCGAAAGUGGCACCGAUUCCAAAUAUCUCGUCCGUACGACGGAAGACCUCUCCGACAAUGUCCUGGUCGUUGGACCUCGCUAUCAACCGGAAGACAUCCGAAUCCGAAUGAGCGCCAACCAUGGUCGCCUGACGAGUGGCGUUAUAGUCAUAGGAAUUAACAAAGGGCUUUCAAUGGCCUACCGAAUACAACAGAAUCGACCCCUGCGAGUGUACCGAGUGACCGGAUUUCUAGGUAAAGCCACCGAAACUCACUUCGGUGAUUCGAGGGUAAUCGCAAAGGCCACGAUGAAGCACAUCGGAUCGGAUAAGAUCAAUCGAUUGCUCGCGUCGCUGCAGGCCUCCCAUCAAAAGAAGAUGUUCGAACUGUGCGGAGUUGAUAUGCAGUCGCAAGCUGCUUACGAUUUGGCGGUGAAAGGUACCAUCCGCCCAUCGGCCAAUACCCAGCCGAUGAUCUACGGUAUCCGAUUGGUAGAGUUUAGGAGACCAUUUUUCACCAUUGAAAUACACGCCAUCAACGAAACGGAAACCUACCUGGGCAACCUCAUCCACGAAAUCGGUCUAAACCUAAAAUCGGUGGGACACUGCGUCGGUAUCCGAUGCAUCCGGCAUGGACAUUUUGAGCUGAAAGAUUCGCUACUACGCAAAGAUUGGAACCUCCAGUGCAUGCUGAACAGUAUGGCCCAGUCUAACCAGUUGCUCAAACAGCACCCGGAAAUGUUGCAACAAAUCAAUUCCGAGCUUGUCGAUCUGGAAGACGAUCAACGUCUAGCGGAGGAUAAGCAAGGAUAAAUAAAAUCCUAUAUGUAGAA
This is a messenger RNA of Ochlerotatus camptorhynchus, 1064 nucleotides long. Its product is annotated as pseudouridylate synthase TRUB2, mitochondrial. Lineage: Eukaryota; Metazoa; Arthropoda; Insecta; Diptera; Culicidae. The coding region runs from base 79 to 1044 and encodes 321 amino acids. Gene Ontology annotation, biological process: RNA processing; pseudouridine synthesis. Gene Ontology annotation, molecular function: pseudouridine synthase activity; RNA binding. The transcript has 4 exons. The record is from RefSeq and is a predicted model, not a curated record.